Adineta ricciae is the source of this 504-nucleotide messenger RNA. The record is from the annotation of a GenBank genome assembly. NCBI's taxonomy places the organism in Eukaryota, Metazoa, Rotifera, Eurotatoria, Adinetida, Adinetidae.
AUGUCUACUAACGUAAACAAUGUUGUGUCGACUAUGAAGUCAGUUGAUAAGUCCAUUUCUAAUGAUGAAAUAUUGACGAAUGGUUUAUUAUCAUCGUCGACAACUGCUCGUGCUCCACCUCAUGUGUAUUCAUGUUUCGUGAUCAAUUGUACUGCUGAACCAAUUGAAUGUAGUUUGAAAUACAAUGGACGUCCAGGUGAAGAGAAAUUUGAUGAAAUAGUAAACGUAACUAUUUCGGGCAAUACUGAACAUUAUUUUCCUCGAAAAUUCUUUCAACCCGAGUUGCCAGAUUCGUAUUGCAAAUGGGUCAAGAUUAUAACAAAUAUUCGAGUGAAGAAAGCCAAUAAGCAGAUUUUGGAAGUCAAUUAUCCAUUUGAACAUGUUCGCUAUCCUAUUCGAAAUUGGGAAUUUCAUAUUACAGACAAAGAAGAAAUCCUUUCUAAGCCACCUACUCGUGUUGUUAACGUACUUAAAUACGAAAAUCUUGAUCAAUACGAAUGUUAG